This is a messenger RNA of Aaosphaeria arxii CBS 175.79, 843 nucleotides long. Its product is annotated as ribosome recycling factor. Gene Ontology annotation, biological process: translation. The record is from RefSeq and is a predicted model, not a curated record. Gene Ontology annotation, cellular component: mitochondrion. Bases 1 to 843 code for a protein of 280 amino acids. Gene Ontology annotation, molecular function: ribosomal large subunit binding. Lineage: Eukaryota; Fungi; Ascomycota; Dothideomycetes; Pleosporales. The transcript is spliced from 3 exons.
AUGUCUCGUUCAGUUAUACCUCGAGUAACCCAGCGCCUAAAUCCGAGGAUACCUCUAUCUAUCCAAUUGCGUGCAAUUGGUUCACCACAACGCCAUGCACGUCUCUCAGCAGCCUGCGCCCAUGAACAAACAUGCAAUACCGCACGUAGCUUCUCCUCAACCCCCGGACUACUGAAGAAGGCCGGAAAAGCCAAUAAAGUACGCGCACGCUCAGAUUCCUCCCCGCCCGUUACCGAUGCGUCAGGCCCCACAGCUGUUGACGAGGCAUAUGACAUGUCCGGGCUGGAGUCACAAAUAUUGAAGGCCAUAGAGCGCCUGACACAUGAGCUUUCGCAGCUGAGGUCCGGUGGAAGGCUCAAUCCCAGCGUGGUAGAGUCGUUGAAGGUACAAUUAGGCACGGCAAAGGAAGGCAAGGAAACGGUCCGCUUGGGAGACAUUGCACAAGUCGUACCGAAAGGAAGAUUGCUUAAUGUCAUGCUCGGAGAGCAAAGCCACGUCAAGCCCGUAACAUCGGCUAUUGCAGCCUCAACACACAACCUCACACCUCAGCAACCGCACGCCGAUUCUCCCCUUACUAUCCCUGUGCCGAUUCCUCCACCAACUGGUGAAUCCCGCCAGGCUGCUCUUGAGACUGCACAGAAGGCCUCCGAACAGGCCGACCGUGCCAUUCACGAUGCAAGAGCCAGCCACAAUAAGAAGUUGAGGAAGUUUGGACUGGACAAAGCCGUGUUGCCGGACGAUCUGCAAAAGGCAGGCAAGCGAAUGGAGGAGGUUGUGAAAAAGGGUCAUUCGGAAGUCAAGCGAAUCACCGAAGGUGCUAAGAAGGUGCUCGAGAGUCAGUAA